Molecule: messenger RNA, 2598 nt
Organism: Clonostachys solani
Lineage: Eukaryota; Fungi; Ascomycota; Sordariomycetes; Hypocreales; Bionectriaceae
Source: the annotation of a GenBank genome assembly
AUGGUCAACCUGAUUGAAGCCGCGGGGAGCGGCAAGAUUGAGCGAGUCAGGAAGCUGCUCAAUCAGAAUGCCAGGAUUGAGGCCCAAGACGAGGAAGGGUACACCGCGCUGGCCAGGGCAGCAAACGGGCAACUGCGUACUGCCACACUGCUUUUGGACAAGGGCGCCAAAGUGAACGGGGGCAAAUUCCCACCUCUGCUUGAGGCUGCCGCCGAGGGCCACCUUGAGAUUGUCAAGCUUCUGAUCGAGAAGGGAGCCGACGUCAACCGCUGCGAGGAAGACGCCGACGAAGAGAUCAGCCCAGUCAUCGCAGCGGCGAGCAACGGCCAUCUUGACAUUGUCCGCCUUCUGCUGGACAACGGCGCCGAUGUCGAGGCCUCUGGUGAAGAUGAACAGACACUGCUGCACACAGCUGCCGACGAUGACGACAUGCCGCUUGCUGAGCUGCUCUUGGAGAAAGGGGCCAGCUUGAGAGCCCUGGACUCCGAGGGCAACACUCCUCUUGCCUUGGCCGCGAAAACAGGCAGCGUCGAACUGGUCAACCUUUUUCUGAACAAGGGAGCCGAUGAAGAGGCCCGUGAGCGGAGAGCAUGGUCGCCCCUCCAUUCCGCUGCCGACGAGGGCCACCUUGACAUUGUCAAGAUCCUUGUCGAGCGCGGUUGGGAUCCUGACGGCACCGUCAACGAUGAAGCGACGCCACUCAACACGGCCAUUUUGGCUGGGGAAUUCGCCGUCGUCAAGUAUCUGAUUGAAAAGGGCGCUGACAUCGAAGCCACAUCCGAGGGCCACUCACCGCUGCAUUAUGCAGCCAAAGAAAAUGAACUCCGCAUCACCAAGUUUCUUGUGGAGAACGGUGCGGAAAUCGAGACAACCGACCCGACUGGAAGUACCGCCCUUCACUGCGCUGUCGACAGUGAUGCGAUCAAAACCGUCAGGUAUCUACUCAAGAACGGUGCCGACAUCUCAGCUAGAGAUAGUGAUGGACGUGGUCCGCUGCAUCUCGCGGCGAUUCAGGGAUCCACCAGCGUUGCCAAGGUUCUAAUCAGAGCCGGCGCAGAUAUUGAGGAGGUUGAUGAUACGGAGUGGACGCCACUCGGGCAUGCUGCUGAUAGCGGAAGCCUCGACAUUGUUAAGCUUCUUAUCCAGAAUGGUGCCGACAUUGAAGGGCGUUCAGGGGAAGGCUGGACGGCCUUGACUGCUGCGGCGUCGUCCGGGUAUAUCGAUGUCGUCCACUACCUUCUUGAGCAAGGCGCAGAUAUUGAGUCAGCGACUGAUGAGAACUUUACCUCGUUGGCUCAGGCUGCGCACGCAGGCUUUGUCACCAUCGGCAAGAUGUUGGUGGAUCGGGGUGCCAACGUCGAGGCCGCCUCCAAGGAUGCAAGUACCGCUCUCCAUCUGUCAGCUGAGAACGGCUAUUUCAACUUAACAAAGAUUCUUGUGGAGAACGGCGCUAAAGUCGAUGCCAGGGAUCGUGAAGGCAUGACACCUCUGCACUACGCUGCCGAGAACGGCCGCUUGAAGACAGUCAAGCUCCUGGUCGCCAAGGGUGCUGAACUGGACGCCGUUAGCAAGGAUGGAUACAGCCCUCUCUCGUCUGCUGCGGAAAACGGGCAUCUCAAGACAACUACAUUUCUCCAGGAGCAAGGAGCGAAGCUCACUGCCGUCUCAGAAAGCAAUAAAAUCACUCCCCUGCAAUGCGCUGCUCGUUCCGGCGAGGUUGAGGUUGUCCAGUUCCUUGUCUCUAAGGGAGCUGAUGUGAAUCUCCCCGGCGAAUUCGACAUGACACCUCUGCACGAAGCUGCGGACUAUGACAACCUGGAAGUCCUCACUUAUCUCCUUGAGAAGAAUGCGAACCCUGAUAUUCCCAGCAUGUCUGGAGCUACACCUCUGUGUGCGGCUGCCCUUAGCGGAAGUAUUGAAAUCGCGAGAGUGCUUCGUCGGCGACUGGAUGCCCAGCCCCUUCCAUCUGACAACUACAACCGUUCCCCCCUCUUCUUUGCUGCCUCCCGUGGCCACCUCGGCAUGGUGAAGAUGUUCUUGAAGGGAAACCAUAAGUUGCUUCGGUCCAAGGACGUCUACGGGUCGACGGCCGUGUGCUCAGCGAUGAGAAAUGGGCAUGAAGAGGUUGUUCAGUACCUUCUGCCCUAUUUCAUGCCGUCCAUGAACUCUCCAGACUUCCUCGGCAAGACGUUCAAGUGGUGGCUCACCGAGGUGGGAACGCCCGGAAUGCGCAAGCUGUACAAGCAGGCGCGGGCUGGGGCCAACAAGAUCAGAAAAGGCGGCGAACGUGACCAAGACGAUGAGGAUGAGUACGAAGACCACAUCUGGCGAUACUGCGACGUCUGCAUGGCCACUCUUUCGGAAAAGGACCCUUACUUCAGCUGUGACAUCUGUGACGGUGGGAGCUUUGUUAUGUGUUCAAGCUGCACCAAGUACGAGGCUCAUUGCAGGGUCGCAUCGCACAAGAUGCUCUCCAAGCAUCCAGUUGCCAAGGAUGAUGACGACGAGGAAGAGGAGGACGAAGCCCCGACAGAGGGAAAGAAGAAGAAGCGUAGCAGCGGGAAAAGGGCAGAGGAGGAGGGAGAGGAGUCCGAAUAG